Messenger RNA from Zonotrichia albicollis (white-throated sparrow), 5751 nucleotides. The record is from RefSeq and is a predicted model, not a curated record. NCBI's taxonomy places the organism in Eukaryota, Metazoa, Chordata, Aves, Passeriformes, Passerellidae.
GAAAUAAAAUGUUUGCUUGCUGCUCUACAGUAACUUUGGAACAGGACCUCAACAAAAAAAUGCAUAUCUGGAUGCUGCAGACGAUCGCAUUUGCUUUAACAUCACUAGUCCUUUCCUGGGCAGAAAGCAUCGAGUAUUAUGGGGAAAUCUGUGAUAAUGCAUGUCCUUGUGAGGAGAAGGACAGCAUCUUAACAGUGAGCUGUGAAAACAGAGGGAUCAUCAGCCUUUUUGAGAUCAGUCCACCGAGGUUCCCUGUUUACCACCUCUUGUUGUCUGGGAACCUUCUGAACAGGCUGUACCCAAACCAGUUUGUCAAUUACACGGGGGCUUCGAUUUUGCAUCUGGGGAGCAAUGACAUACAAGACAUCGAAACUGGGGCCUUUCAUGGUCUGAGAGGUUUAAGGAGGCUGCACUUGAACAAUAACAAGUUGGAACUUUUACGGGAUGACACUUUCCUUGGGCUAGAGAGUUUGGAAUACCUACAGGUCGAUUAUAAUUACAUUAGUGUCAUUGAACCCAAUGCCUUCAGCAAACUGCAUCUGUUGCAGGUGCUGAUUCUCAAUGAUAACCUCCUCUCCAGUUUGCCCAACAACCUUUUCCGUUUUGUGCCCUUAACUCACCUGGACCUGAGGGGUAACCGGCUGAAGCUGCUGCCCUAUGUGGGCCUCCUGCAGCACAUGGAUAAAGUGGUGGAGCUGCAGCUGGAGGAAAACCCCUGGAAUUGCUCUUGUGAGUUGAUUGCUCUAAAGGAUUGGCUGGACAGCAUCUCAUACUCCGCGCUGGUGGGAGAUGUGGUUUGCGAGACCCCUUUCCGCUUACAUGGUCGAGACUUGGAUGAAGUCUCUAAGCAGGAGCUUUGCCCCAGGAGGCUCAUCUCUGAUUAUGAAAUGAGACCUCAGACACCACUGAGCACUACAGGGUAUUUCCACACUACCCCGGCCUCGGUCAACUCUGUGGCCACUUCUUCUUCAGCUGUUUACAAAUCUCCCCUGAAGCCCCCCAAAGGGACCCGCCAACCCAACAAGACAAGGGUGCGCCCCACCUCCCGCCUGCCCUCAAAAGACCUGGGAUACAGCAACUAUGGCCCCAGCAUUGCCUACCAGACCAAAUCCCCGGUGCCUUUGGAGUGCCCCACUGCCUGCACUUGCAACUUGCAGAUUUCUGACCUGGGCCUCAAUGUCAAUUGUCAGGAGAGGAAGAUCGAGAGCAUUUCUGAACUGCAGCCCAAACCCUAUAAUCCCAAGAAGAUGUAUUUGACGGAAAACUACAUUGCGCUGGUACGCAGGGCAGAUUUUGUGGAUGCCACUGGGCUGGAUUUGCUGCAUCUGGGCAAUAAUCGGAUCUCGGUCAUUCAGGACCGGGCUUUUGGGGAUUUAACUAAUUUGCGAAGGCUGUACCUGAACGGGAACCGGAUCGAGCGGCUGAGCCCAGAGCUGUUCUAUGGGCUGCAAAGCCUGCAGUACCUCUUCCUGCAGUACAACGUCAUCCGGGAGAUAGAGGCAGGCACCUUUGAAUCUGUCCCCAACCUUCAGCUCUUGUUUUUGAACAACAAUCUGCUGAGGUCUUUGCCAGGGAACAUUUUUUCUGGUCUGUCUCUCUACAGGCUGAGCCUGCGGAGCAACCACUUCUCCUACCUGCCGGUGAGCGGGGUGCUGGACCAGCUGAAAUCCCUGCUGCAGAUCGACCUGCACGAGAACCCCUGGGACUGCACCUGCGACGUGGUGGGCAUGAAGCUGUGGCUGGAACAGCUCAACACCGGCGUCCUGGUGGACCAGGUGAUCUGCGAGUCCCCUAAGAAGUUUGCCCAGAGCGACAUGCGGGCCGUCCGGGCGGAGUUGCUGUGCCCCGACUACUCGGACAUCGUCCCGCGGGAGGAGCUGCUCUCGCCGGUGCAAGACGCCGACCGCUUUUACAGGGGCAUUUUGGAGCCCGACAAACACUCCCCCUCCGCGCUGGGCACCCCCGGCUCCACCCUCCCCGACUACCCCAAGCUCCCCGCCGCCUACACGUACUCGCCCAACUAUGACCUUAGGCGUGCCCACCAGUACUUGCACCCGGGGCCGGGGGACGCCAGGCUCCGGGAGACGGUGCUCUACAGCCCCCCGAGUACUGUCUUUGUAGAGCCCAACAGGAACGAGUAUCUGGAGCUAAAAGCAAAACUAAACGCAGAGCCGGACUACCUCGAAGUGCUGGAAAAACAGACCACAUUCAGCCAGUUCUGAGAAACAGCCCCCCCGCCCCCCGUCCCCUCGCCAGUCUCAGCAGCUCCUUCUCUAGAGUAUUUGUAUUUAACAACCACACGCAAAACAAAGAAACGUAAAUGCUGACCUCCCUACACACACACACCUCGCCCUUCCCCCCCCCCUUUAAUUCAUUUUAUUGUAGGGUGAAGUGCCUUGGCACAGGACUUUUCAGCUUCGGGGAAUGAUUCUGAAAGGGUGUGCUGUUCAGUUUGGUUUGGUUUUGGUUUUUCUUUUCUGUUACUGCAUUUGGAAGUCGGAGACCACCUAUUGUGUAAAAUGGGCACAGCACUGGCAUUGUGCGGGUGUCCAUGUGUGUUUGGGGAAGGUGGCAGGAGGUUUCACGGUUUCUUGUCAGGUCACAUUCAGGAUUCAGGUCGUGCUUUUUUUUUUUACAGACAUUCUUUAGUUUAAUUUUCUCUCUGGUUGAAGAAUACAGCGCACAUUUUCCCCUUUUAGCCAUGGGUGAGUCUAAAUGGCUUUUAUGGAGAGAUUAGCACACCCCGACUUUAAUACAAGGUUUCCUUUUUUUAAGGAUGUGUUUGUAUACUUUCUGGACUUUUGAAUUAAAGAAAUAUAUAUUAUGAUCUUUAAAGGGAUCACUGUAGAUGUGGACAAAUCAUUAAAGAGUGCAGAGAUAUAUGAUCCAUAACUGGUUAGUGAAAAUAACUUAUUGAUGAAAUAUAAAAAAAUAUUUUAUUGUAGCACCUAUUUUUAUAUGCACAUUAGCAUUUCUCUUUCCUUCGCUAUUUUAGGGCCUAAUCUUGCAAAUUUUUAACCCACUUGAGUAUCUCUAUUUGUGAAAAAAGUCCCAGCUUAGGCCUUCAUCCUGCAGGCACUUAAGCACAUGGACAACUUUACCAAUGCGUGUAGUUCUGGAGACUCACUCAUUGGGCAAAGUUUGUCAAAAGCCCAAAAAAUUAGGAAAGAGGAUACAGAAUUCUUCUUACAAGUAAAAAUACUGGAAUGUUUGAGUGUUUCUUUCUUUCUUUCCUUUUUUUUUUUUUUUUAGGAUGGGGUCCAAAGGUUGUGGAUUGCUUUAAAGUAUUGCACUACAGUGAGAGCUUUUUUCCCAAAUCUGAUGUAGUAUCAGAAGAACCUUUUAAAUCUCUAUAGAUAAUGCCAGUUAUGACCAAAUCUUAACAGACAAUCGGAGACAUAAAAUCUGAUCACAAUAGGAAAAAUAUCAUGUUUCUCUAUUGAAAAAAUGUGUCUUUUAGCAACCUCCUGCUCAGGAGUCUGGUUGGGCAAACUAGUGAGGGACAUGUAGAAGGCAUUCAUUUAAUCAGUAAAAAAAGGUUCAUUUUUGAUUUGUCGGUUUCAUUUUUUUCUUUUUUUAAAAAAUUUUGUAUUAGUUAACCAAAAUAUAAUGAUUUUGCAACUGUUGUAGCCAGUUUAUGAUUGUUUAGUCGAGUACAAUUGCACUUGUACAGAUCCACAUGUUUACUGGCAUCCUGAAAGACCAAAUGAUGGACUGUACACAUCUCUAUGAAAUGUCUUUACCCCUUUGGGCAGCAGGCAAUGGCAAGGAUAUUCAUAAACACAGCAUCACUGUAAGAUGGGACAGCUGAUGUCUCAUAUGUAUCCCAGCACAUGUGAUUUUUUAAUAGUUUCUGAAUAAACACUUGGUAAAUAUUUCAAAUGUAAGAUCCUGAAGUAAUGAGUAUCUGAACUUUGAAAUUUCUGGCCAAAAUAAUCUGUUUGUACCUUGGAUUCUCUUUACUAGCAAUUAAGGCUCAUCAGAAAGAUCUAAUGUUCUAGACAAAACAUAAUGUGUUCUCUGUUUUCGUAACAUGACAUGUGGUAAUUACCAGCAUAUAUAACAUGGGUCAGAAAGCAACACAGGGGUAUAUGUUUCAACAACAUAUUGAACAGGAUAGUUUUAUAUUUGUAUUUUAUUUCCUUACUGAGGUGUUCUUUAAUAUAUGGAACAGGGUAAGUGAUAUUUCACAUGUCUUUUCUUUCUUCAUUUGGUUAUUAUAUUUAAUAUUGUUUCCAGGGUUGCUCACUAGUACAUCUUUUAUUGCUAAAGGGCUCUGUUCUAUUCUGAAUUUCCUACCCAUGUACAAUCUGUCACUUUCUACAAAAACAAAGCUGUAUAACUGGUCUGUUGGAAUUCAAGAAAAAUGUUUUCUUGGCAUGUGUUCUUCCCUCUAUGCCACCCACACCGAGCAAAAGCAAAAAAAAAAAAAAAUCAAAAAACAAGCAUGACUGUAUUUAGCUUGGACAGUUUAGUAAGUGGAGUGUUAUUUCAGUUUGAAAUGCAGAGCUAAGGAGUGUUCUUUUGUCACAAGAGACAUAACAAAUAGCUAUUCUGUUCACUGCUCUCCAUCCUGCAAACUUCCCAUUGACACCAGUGAGAGAUGUGUGUGUGGCUGCCUGAGGUGCAGUUUUGGAGCCCUAACUUUGAAUUGCUGUCUUUAUAACUAUUGCUGAAACCAGUGGCCUGGUUCUUCUUCCAUUUAAGCUCAGUAGAGGCAUGCUGUUGUUAAAUGGGUAUAAGUAAGAAAAUUUUCAGCCUUGCUGACUUUGCCAGAGAAAGGCUAGUUCAGAGAGGAUUGAAGGAGAAGCUCCUGCAAACGUUGUGUCUGUUCAUGUGUGUAUAUAUAUCUUUCCUGUGUGGUUCUAAAGUCACGUUUAUGAGUUUGCAUAGGUGUCGGUACAAGCAUAGGAUGAGGUCCUUAGUGUGAAAGGUACAUUUUGCAUGGCAUUCUGCCACAAAGAGGCAGCAUCCGCAAAUGAGUAAAUGAGCAGGAAUUGCUUGGAUUUGUAAGAAAUAGCUGAAAGAAAUCCCUUGACAUUCUGUUUGUGUUUGCAUUCUGACACUGCCAUUUCUGAGGUCAGUACUACUGCUGCUUCAUGUGUUCUACGUGCAUUUGAUAACUGCUAAUGAAGGAUUUUUCUAAUGGCCUACUCUACAACCAGAACAAUUAAUCUAAAUCUUUUUGACAACUCACCUUCAGCAGAAAAAAAACAUGUUAUCAUUUGUGUUACUGGAGAAAAAGAUUAAAUUACAUCAAUUGCCUACAUAAAGUGCAUUCCUGAAGAUAAAUCCUUGAAAAAUAAUACAGAAUGAAAAAUAAUAUUCUUUAGUCAGUAAUCAUCCUGAGACAUAGCUGAAAGGGCUAUUUGUGAAUGAGGACUUCAAUGGAAGUAGGAGUUGCCACUCAAUGGCUAAAAUGAUAUAUCAUCUGUGGAUAAUUAUUGUAAGAAAAAGUAGAUGGGAAUAGAAAUUGGCAAAGGGAGAUGUCCCUCUGAUUCAAAAAGAGGAUAAGAGAUAAAAUAAUUUCUUUGAAUCAAAAUCCACCCUAUUUAUAGAAUUCUGAAUAUUAUUUUAGGUUCAUUAUAAGACUGGUUUAGGUCAGUUGCUAAAGUGAUAUUCCCCUCUUUUUUUUUUCUUUUUUUUUGUUUUUUGUGUUUUGACAAGUAAUGUUGAGCUUACUGAAUCACUCAUGUGAUCUCACAUUUUACUUCAAAAGUUCCUAAAUGCAUGAAAUUCUGUGAUGAACAA